Molecule: messenger RNA, 3162 nt
Organism: Heterobilharzia americana
Lineage: Eukaryota; Metazoa; Platyhelminthes; Trematoda; Strigeidida; Schistosomatidae
Source: the annotation of a GenBank genome assembly
AUGUUUCCAUGUGCAUCAGAUUCUAAAGAUAGAUCACAUAUAGGAAAUGAUUUAUCUGAUAAUGAAACUUGGCUAAGAAGUUCAACCUAUUGUGAACAGAAACCAUCGAGUUAUCAUAUUCAUGUUAUAGAUAGAGUAAAUAAUAAUGGAAAAGAACUUGAAAAAACUAUCAAUAAACGGUUACAUUCUCAUAAAAGAUAUGAUCUCAUGAAAAAGAAGCCGAAAAUUACACCAAAUGCUAGAAUUGAUAAGUCAUGUAAUAAAGAGAUUUAUAGACAUGAAUGUAUUUAUGAUAAGCAUAUACCACAAUUUAAAAUGAAGAACAAAACAAACAUGUUGGGAUUUAAAGAUUUGUACCUGUGUGAUCUUUUGGGCACUGAAAGAAAGCGUAAAUCUGGAGUUACCAAGAAAUUCCGAUACUUUAGUAAAUCAAGUAGAGCAGUAAUUCAAGCUCCUACUGUUUCUAUUGAAUCGUACGAAGCAAGUCAUGAUAUGCUAUCCGAUUUAAUUCCUUUACCAGAUGGAAUUACUGUUGCAUGUAAGCCAACAGUUGAAUUGAAAAACAAUGUAAUAUUGAGUCUCUGUGAAGAACUUAAUCGUCGUGUUUAUGAUCGACCGAAUGAUUUAGUUUCAUGGUUAAAUCUAAUCGAUAUGCAGGACAAAGGAGCUUCCUUCCUUCAUAUAACAGGGAAUAAUGUUGACCAGAAACAGAUAUGUAAUGAUUUCAAGCUUUCAAAGAGUGAUUGGUUAGUUAUACUUCGUAAACAGCUUUCAAUAGCUGAUCGAGCACUUACAGCCAACCCUGGUAAUUUAACUCUGAAAUUACUUAUCAUUAAACUGAAUGACUUGGUGGCUGAGCUUGAAGUUCAUGGAGCAUUGGAGUCCACAUCAGGUAAAGACGUCUAUCAAGCAGAUCAAAUUAAUCGAGAUUGGGCACAAUUUGUAUUCACUUAUCCUCAAGUUGUCUCAAUUUGGCGAGGUUACACAGCUCAUCUCAUGGGUCGGCAUUCAUCACUAACCACUGUAAAUCAAGGUGUUGGGAAUGGAAUAUUUUCUCGUAUCGAUGGUGUAUAUAAAAGAGGACUGUCAACACUCUCUGGUAUAAUAUCUGGUAGAAUUUUAUCGCAUCGAGCACAACCAGAUACUGUUGAGCGAACAAUCGAUUUCCUAGCUGAUUACUGUCACUGGUUAGCCCAAGCAGAACUUGAAAAAUCUUCAUUUGAUCAACGUAUUCUGGAAAUGGAGUUGUAUUGGUCAAGUGGUGUAGCUAGAUUCGGUCAACCUGGUUCUCAACAUUGGAAUGGUUGGUAUAAAACUCGAAAUAGACGACAAGAAAAAUUGAAAUCAAAUGAAUCACAAUCAUCUAAAACCAUAGCUAGUACAUGUGAAGAUGCAUUGAUCAAUUGUUCCGGUGAAGGUAUUCCUGAUGAAUCGUAUGAAAAGACAGGUCCAGAUGUUGUCCCAUCUAUUUUAUCAUCUGAAGUUGCUGCUGAUCAAUGGGACAUGGUUCAUUUGGAAGGAAGAAGUCGAGCUAUUUUAUAUCGUCGUGGUAAAGCUUGGGUUGGUUUAGAACGUGCACGUGAAGCAGUUGGUUGGUUACCUUCAGAUGUAUUGAAUAUACAAGAUCAAAAGGCUAUUGAAGAUGAAGAUCCUGAUAGAUUAGUUCUAUUCGAUGAUGUGAAACCAUGCUUAAUAGAUUUAUGGAAAUAUGAAGAAAAGCCUACAGUCGAUACUUCUCAGUGUCAAACGCGUAAAGCAUUACUUCAACAACGUUUAUUCUUGUUAUGCUUAGAAUUCCUUGGUGCAUAUGAUCGUGAAGUGGCCAAGACUUAUAACUUCCCCACGGAUAUACGUCUUGUACAUGAUUUAUCUUCUGUUGGAACUGUUCAACGUCAAGGUUUAACACCAUUUCCAUCUGAAUCAUGGAUAUCAAGUAAUUCAGAAAUAUCAAAUCAACAAAAUGAUAUUAAUCAUAAAAAUGAACAAUUGAAUACACCUUCACAGUUGGCUAAUGAACAUCAAGAUGUUUGGUCUCAAGCUCAUCGUUGUUUUAUUGAUUCAGCAAUUGUUCAAAUGAAUGAUUUACCAUUUUUUGCAUCUGAACGUCUUUCAAAUGCAAUUCAAACACAUUUAGCUAAUGUUAAGACUGCAAUAUCUAUUUGGCGUAAUUGUGGUCGAACAAUUAUAUCUGAGGGUAGAAAUCAACGUGAUUUAAAUUUAUGGCGAGCUUAUGCAAGAGGUUUUUGGCAAAUUAGUCAAGAUUUACUCGCUACUGCUACAAGUCAAGAUGCUGAAAUUCCAAUUCAAGAGUCAAGGCGUAUAUUUGAUUCUGCUUUAAGCAUGAAAUUACCAUUAUCCUUAGUGAAUGCAUCCUCUUGUCAUGGUUUACUUCCACCGUUAUUCUUGGCUUCUUUAAUACAUAAAUUGAACUAUUUAAGACAAAAUGUAGCGAAAUUAGCUGCUCAGUCAAUAAUUAUUGAACAAACAUUGAACAAUGUAACACGUACAAAUACACGACAACAACUAAUUACAAAUUUAUCUGAUAGUAUAAUUGGUGAAGAAGUGAACAGUUGUAUUGGUUAUCAAUUAGAAUUAUCCUCUGUUUGUCUACCAAGUGUUUUGGAUUUAUUUCAGUUGAGCUUAGAAUUGGAACGAUGGACAAGUUUAAUUGCUGGUGUAUCUUGUGAAUAUGGUCAAGAAAGAACAUCGAUUAGUGACCAACGAGUACGUAAUGCAUUUGAGAAAGCUGUGCAAACUAGUCCAUUUAUUACGCCUAUUCUAUCUCCUGAAGGAGGUUUAAUUCAUGUGGCUUUAGCUGCUAGUACACCAUCAUUUUGGUCUGCACAUUUACGAUUAGUUAUAUGGAGAGCUUAUAUGGCAUUCGGUUGGAUGGCUGGUCCACCACACAUAUCAAAUCCAUCUUCUUCCGUUGCUGCUUCAGUCAUUACAAAUAAUUUAGAUCCUCGUCAACGUCGUCAAGCUGUGAAGGCUGUGUUUUAUCGUGCUAUUGAAGAUGUUCCAUGGGCCAAAGUUCUUUAUACAGAUCUAGUACGUUAUUGUCCAGAGGAUGUUGAAGAAGUAGUUGAACGUGAACGUGAAUUACGACUAAGAACACCAUUAGAAGAAGUUGAUUUAUUGUUGACUUCUAAACCUCAUGAUUAA